UCACAGUUGCUGCAAGUCUAACUAAGCUGAUAGCUGAAGUGUCCUUGGCAAUCACCUUGAGCUUUCACAUUCUCACUCAUUCCGUCUCAGUCACACAAGGAUUCCAUGAGCUCUGUGUAGUGAUCUGUCUAGAGUGGCGUGCUGUACAGCGUGAGAAACACAUUCGGGUGGAAUGGGCAAGCCUCUUAGGAUUCUGCUGGCCACAUGUGGAGUGUUUCUGAACUGGCUCAUAAUCGCCAGACUACGACCCACCACCACCGAUACAUGUGAUCACGACAGUACUGCAGGAAGAGACUACCGGAUGUGCCUGACAGAAUCUGGAAAUUAAAGGAUUUCUGCUAACUGCCUGGAGAUUUCAUCAACCAUCAUCAACGGGUCCUGCUUCUGCUCUGUUUUUUUUAUUUUUUACAUGCAUUUUUGUACACUGGAAUAUCUGCAUUUGGCGGAUUUCUAACCGCUCACAGUGGAUAUAACAUUCUGCACUCAGAAAAAGUGAUAGACACAGUAUAAACAAUGCAUUUUCUGGACAUUUUUUGUAGAUUUCUAAAUCCAGUGAUUGUUCUCCCAUGACUCUUUCUUCAUGAUGAACAUCCCACUGCUGUAAAGAAGAAAUCGAUGAUGACGAAAAGCACAAAUUAUGUCAUUAUGACAUUGCCUUUCUCAGAACACGUGAACUGGGGAGGGGUUUUUCACUCACACGUUCUUCUUUUUCUCUUAUCUUUAUUACCCUCGGUUGCGGUUAGCAGCGUGCCAGGUUUGGAAUAUGAUUGGGGAACGCAACCCAAACUUGUUUGCAUCCCUAUCCCUGCAGAUGCAGACCCUAGUUGUUUCACUCCAGGUGGGGCUUCACAUGGGACUUCACACGGGCCAAACAGCAAUGGCCAUGGGAAUGGACAUCAUGGGCCAGUUAGCGGUCUGCCGAGUGGUCACAGCGGCAGCAGUAGUAGUAGCCGACACGCCAUUUCCGAUGAGGCCAAAGCCACCAUCCUUCACCUGAGGGAGAGCCUUGUGCGACAGAAGGAGACCAUCUUGGAUCAGCGAGAGACCAUUCGGGAACUGACGGCAAAACUGACUCUCUGUGAAAGCUUUGGGAGGGGACACCACGAAGAUCAUCACGGCCCUUCACAACACAACUCCCAGCAUUCCUCACACCACUAUGACGGCCACCAUGCUGACCCACACUUCCCUUUAAACGGGCAUCGCAGUGACCAUCACAGAGGCAAAUCUCCAUAUCUGGGCAAACACAGCUUCUCCCCAGAACAGACAGGAAAAACCCUGCAGGCCCUGAAGGAGAGGCUGGAAAACCUUCAGGCAAGAAAUUCUUCCAGUUCCUAUUCAAGUUCAUUGAGAGACCUCUUGCAGCGCAAGAUCAAUGCCCUGGAAGAACAGCUCCAUCAUCACUAUGACAGUCAUUAUGGUCAUCAUGACAGCCAUCACGGAUAUGGUCAUCAUGAGGAUAACCAUGACCAUGAUGACCACCAUAAUAACCACCACAAUAAUCACCAUGAGGACCAUCAUGAUAACCAUGACAGCCACCAGGCAAACCAUCAUGAGGACCAUCACCCCAGUAACCAUCGUAACCACCAUUAUAGUUAUCGCUAUGACCGUCACACCGACCACCAUGAUGAUCACCACGAUGACCACCACGGAAAUCACCAAGACAAUCAUCAAAGUGGCCAUGAUGAUCAUCAUGACAGCCAACACAACAGCAACCACCAUGAUGAUCAUCAUGAUGAUGGCCAUCACAAUGGACACCAUGGAAAUGAUGAUCAUGUUCAUCAUCCACAAACCUCAUUCAAACCGCCUGGGUCUAGAGCACCUGUCCGUGGUGCCAUCAACAAACUAGAUGCAGUGCUGAGUAACCUACACCACAAAACUCCAGAACAAGGACCCAAUAAGAAGCCCAAGAAUCCUGACGCUUUUCAGAUUGGCUUCCCGAUGCGCUCCAACUACAUGUAUGGGAGAAUCAAGCGCACCCUUCUGAGCGAGAUCUUCGCCCUCACAGUCUGUCUUUGGCUGAAAGGGGGCUCAGGUCCUGGGAUCGGGACCCCGUUCUCCUACUCUGUCCCAGGUCAGGCCAACGAGCUUGUCCUGAUUGAAUGGGGCAACAAUCCUAUGGAGCUGCUGGUGAAUGACAAGGCAGUUACUCUUCCUCUAUCUCUGACGGACAGUAAAUGGCACCACCUUUGUAUAACGUGGUCCACACGUGACGGGAUGUGGGAGGCUUAUCUGGACGGUGUGAAAAGGGGCUCUGGAGAGAAUCUGUCCCCGUGGCAUCCCAUUAAACCAGGAGGAGUCUUCAUCCUCGGACAGGAGCAGGACACUCUGGGCGGCCGUUUCGAUGCCACACAGUCUUUUGUGGGCGAGAUGUCGGAUCUGCAGCUGUGGUCGCGUGUGCUCACCUCCACCGAGAUCUACAACCAAGCGUCCUGCUCCAGCCACCUCACCGGUGACGUCAUCACCUGGAGCGAGGCCAUGGUGGAGCUUCACGGAGGUGUCACAAAGUAUCCAUUCGACCCUUGCCAUUAGGGAUCUGACCAAACCGAGCCUGAUCCUCCACACCUCUGCUUAAUGUGCAGCUGGAAAGGUGGAGAAUUCUGAAUCCAGAUGGAAAGGCUGAGGAGAAGGCCACAGACUGCAGCCGCUCCUUCAAGAUAAUAGGAUUCCAAACAGGUCUACAUAGGCCUUGGGCAUUUAACUAAGCACUUUAGUAGUUCACGUGUCUAAGAUUUACAUACUACAUAUCGAUAAGCACUUAGGAUGUCAACAGCCUGGUUGAACUCCAUUCUGUGUUUCUGAUUCCCUUCCAAACACUAAUGAAAGAACUUCAGUAUGCUCAACAUGCAAAACAAUCCAGACCAAGUGGUUUAUUUUUAUAUCUCUGUGAUGUAACAGAUUUGAAAUACAACUUGUUUUUUUUGGUUUUUUGACCCAUUUGUGUUCACUCUGGGCAGCAUGGGGGCAGCAGUGAGUUUAAAAGGCCUACUUCAUUAAAACAUUUAUGCUGCUUUUUUUAAUCCAGAACCUCAGUAGUUUAUAACCUGAGGUGCUCUUUUAGUCCUGCAAAUCAAGAAUAAGUUAUGCUGGAGAAGAAAUAAGACGUUUUUUUGUGUAUGUAAAUUUGUAUUGCUGAAGGCCAGAAAAUGUCCAUGCAUCAUGAUUGAGCAUAUAAAAUGUGUAUGAUUGCAGUUUUGUGCUGCAUUAGAAGACUUGAAGAAGGAAAAAGAUGGAGUUCUUCAUAUGUAUAAAGUACAAGAUGACAAGUGUUGUCUUUGGGAAGGUGGGCUGCUGUUAUGGGUUUAUAUACAGUUGGCACAUGCCAGGAAACUAGGAGCUAAACAAAAACAGUGAGGUUCCCAUUGAAAAAAUGCAUAAAGCGGGAUUAAAGAGACUCCCUUUCAUAAUACAUAAUUAACUUUUUUGUGUUUAAACACAUGCACAUGUAGCUGUUUUGUGUCAUGUGGGACUAUAAAAAAAAACAUUCUUUUAACAUGCAGUUUUUAUGUUUAUUGAGUUUUUCGUGAUUAAUGCAAUUUAAUAUUAUUAAAAACCAACAUUGUCACGAGGCGAUUUAGUGAAAGGUGAUAAAAGUGAUUAAAAAAAUAAUCUCAUCUCUAUAAAUGUAGAGCAGCAGGACAUUGUGUGGAUUACAUACAGUCUGCAAGUUUCCUGCUUGCUUUGAAAUGUCAUUGUUAUAAAAACCAUAUCGCAUUCCUUUAGGGGCAAAGACUCUCAGAAUUCAUAGGCUACCUCCAGCAGUUUAUUAAAAUCCUGCUUCUUAUUGUUAUGAAUUUAACCUAUAAUCUGGAAGCAUAUUUAGAUUAUGCAUUUUCACUAUUAAAACCCAUUUAUUGUUUUGUUGAACAUUUUAACUAGAUGGCCAAAUGUACACACAGAUAUAUCCUGAAUGUUUAUGUAUCUUUGUAUCUUAUGUAUCUUUCAUCUUUUUAUCGAGCAGACUCUUUACAGAUUUACCAGUUAGAUAAUCCUUAAACCUGACUGGUCAGAUUUAUGCAUGCAUGCAUUUGCUUACAUGUGUUUAAAAUGGACUGCAUUAAUCAACUUUAUAAAACCGCUUAACCUCG
Molecule: messenger RNA, 4085 nt
Organism: Carassius auratus (goldfish)
Lineage: Eukaryota; Metazoa; Chordata; Actinopteri; Cypriniformes; Cyprinidae
Product: neuronal pentraxin-1
Exons: 6
Coding region: 616-2529 (637 amino acids)
Source: RefSeq, a predicted model, not a curated record